Molecule: messenger RNA, 2532 nt
Organism: Pseudophryne corroboree (corroboree frog)
Lineage: Eukaryota; Metazoa; Chordata; Amphibia; Anura; Myobatrachidae
Gene: CHGB
Product: chromogranin B
Exons: 5
Coding region: 274-2199 (641 amino acids)
Cellular component (GO): secretory granule
Source: RefSeq, a predicted model, not a curated record
AACAAGAUAGGGGAUAGCUGGCUUGCCUGUGUGGCAAGCAGGAGAAUAGCCUCCCAGCCUCCCACGCCUGCACCUUCCCUUUAAAUACAGCCAAGCUCAGCAGCAGCUGCUAUUGCAAGCGCUGGAUCCAGCCCUGAAACACCUCCAGCUCCCAGCACUCUAUAGGGAGGCAGAGAACUAGAUAAAGAGCUACCACAAGUCGAUUAAAAGAAAGGAAAAAAAGAACCAGUAUAUUCCACUUAGACAGGGCAGGGGCUGGGAUUUGUGAGAAGGAUGCCACCCACCUUGUUCCUGUUGAGCCUUUUGGUGGGCACCAUGGAAGUUACUGCUGCUCCAUAUGAUAAAGGAGUACGGCCGGAAGAAAUGGUAACACGAUGUAUUGUUGAAGUCCUCUCCAAUGCUUUGGCUAAACCCAAUGCACCAGCUAUUGACCCAGAAUGUAAAGAGAUCCUUAAGAAAAACAGCAGACACAACAUUGACCAAACACAAGAUGAACAGAGGCAGUAUGAAGCAAGAAGUAUAAAGGAUUCUGCCGGUGCAGGAAAACACCAAUAUGAAAGCAGUGAAGAAAUCAGACAUUCAGAUUCACCAAGAGAAGAAAAUGAGAAACGGCAUAAAGUGGACCCAGAAAUGAAUGAGGAGAAUGAAGAGGAAAGAGUAAAAAAACUUGUUGAUGAAAAAGAGGAAAGCACCGGUCAUUCUAAAGAAAGGAACUUUGUGGAUGAUGAUGAAGAUGGUGAUGAGGAGAGAGAAGAUCGCAAAGACCACAAUGAGAAAGAAGAGAUUAUAAAUAAAGACAAAUACCAUCAUGAUGAUUCACAAGAGGCUAAACAUGAUGUUUUGGACAAAAAAGCUCAGCCAGCAACUAAAAGUGUUGAAGAUUUCUCAAAGGAAAAUGACGAAGACCUAAGGAAUUUAGAGGAGAUCAAGAGACACUUUGGAAGCAAAAGCUCAAAAGAGGAACUCUUUCACCCUGAGAAACACAAUCUGGCUCAUUCCCAUGAAGUAUCUGAGGAAUCCACUGAAAGGAUACAAGAAGAAAAAAGAGGUUAUAAGCCAAUCCAUAAUGACUUUGAACAAAGACUCCAUGACUAUGAGGAAAAGAGAAGUCAUCAAGAACAAGGAAACCACAUUGCAUUUGGUAGAGGACAGAAAAUGCAUUUUGACCAAGACUCUCUGGAGAAUAGCCUGCAGAAGAAUAAGUAUGACAAGAGAACACAUAGCGAGAAAGAGAGCUCAGAAGAGUCAAGAGAAAAGAGACAUCACCACCGAGAUAGCGAGGAGAUGCGAGGGCACCAUGAUAGCAGAGAGGAGAGCAGUGAGAAAGAACCGAAGGGGCAUCACUAUGAAGAAAAGAGAUACCAUGAGGAAAGAAAGAGGUGGCCAAGCCAACAAAAUGCAAGACUGAAUUAUGAAGAGAGCAAUGAAGAAAGUAAAGAGAGUGAGGAAGAUGUUGACAAGUUCCGUGAACGUGACAGGCUGGAAAAAGAGAAAUUCUUCAGAAAUUUAAGGCAUCACUUACAGGACAGUGAAGAGGAUGAAUCAUAUAAACCAGAAAGGAAACCGGAAGGCACAAGGCAUUAUAUUGGUGAAGAAAUGGUGGACGAAAUGAAAAGAUACUAUCCGGAAUUUUCUCACGAAAAAGAUCUGAGACAUUAUAAUGAAGAAAAUGCAGAAGAAUUGAAUAGUCUAAACAAUGAAAUAAACAAACGACACCAUUCUGAAGAUGAAAUAAGGUUAUUCAAUAAAUAUGGACUGUCUGAUGACCCACAGAGGUGGAAGAGCCGAUAUUUUGAGACUGACAACAGCAAAGAAGAAAGGAAGAGGAACUUGCAAAACCCUAAAAUGUUUCCAGACUAUGGCGAUUAUGACUUAUGGGAGAAACGGCAGCUCCUUGAGGACAUGAAUCAUGAAUAUGGUGAGAAGAAGAGUCCAUUUAAGUUCCACAAGUUUGAAGAAAAAAGACAGCAUGACAAAAUGGAUGAACUGGCUCAGCUUCUUAACUACAAGAAAAAGUCUGUUGAGUUUCCCGAUUUCUAUGACGCAGAUGAGAUAAAAAAGCGUCACUAUAAUGAGCGGGAGAGGCUCAGCCAAAGGCCAUUAACAGAGGAAGAGGAGAAAGAGCUGAAGAACCUGGCCAUUAUGGAUAUAGAGUUGCAGAAGAUCGCGGAAAAGCUCAGCAAUAACAGACAAGGCUGAGACCAAUAUAUGAACUGCAGUUUCCGUAGCUGAGAGCUAUCCUAUAUUUAGCUGAAGGUACCUCCUCUACAUUUCUUGUCGUCGCCUCUUCAGAAGAGAAAAAAAGUUUUGUUUAGUUAAGACAAGCAAAAUGUAGUUCAUUGCUCACAAGUAGUAUUUUACACUGCCCGAAAUAUCUGGUGCCACUUAUGCUUUUGACACAAAAGACAAAUGACAUAUAUUCAUACGUAUAUGAGACAUUUUACUAUGCUUGUGGAAAUGUAUUUUGUGUAACUGUACUUUAAUACAUCUAUGUCUUGAGAUUUGAAAUAAUAAAAAGCAAACUGAAUCUUA